Molecule: messenger RNA, 5329 nt
Organism: Ochotona princeps (American pika)
Lineage: Eukaryota; Metazoa; Chordata; Mammalia; Lagomorpha; Ochotonidae
Gene: STARD13
Product: StAR related lipid transfer domain containing 13
Exons: 14
Coding region: 258-3647 (1129 amino acids)
Biological process (GO): signal transduction; actin cytoskeleton organization; regulation of Rho protein signal transduction
Molecular function (GO): lipid binding; GTPase activator activity; protein binding
Source: RefSeq, a predicted model, not a curated record
GGGGGAUCCGCGCUACUGGAACGGCCUCUGUGGGACUCUGACUGGGAACGUUACCAUUUUUUCUCCCGUCCGCGGAUUGGCUCCCCGCGGUCACGUGGAAUUGGAAUCCUGAGUUGUGGCUUUUGGCACUCCUUUUUCUUUUUAAAAAUCGCUUGGUCUGUUGAGUUCUCCUGGGCUUGGUUGCCUCUGGACUGAGACUGGAGACUGACGGAAACUGCCCCCGGGCAGGCUGAGGUGGCAGUAGACAAUCUGCUGGGAUGUUCACUCAGGUGCCCCGGACCCCAGCUUCAAGCUGCUACUUUCUAAAUUCCAUGACACCUGAGGGCCAGGAGAUGUACUUGCGAUUUGAUCAGACUGCAAGACGCUCUCCUUACAGGAUGAGCCGGAUUCUAGCACGUCAGCAGCUAGUGACUAAAAUCCAACAAGAAAUUGAGGCAAAGGAGGCAUGUGACUGGCUCCGGGCUGCUGGUUUCCCACAGUACGCUCAGCUCUAUGAGGACUCACAGUUUCCCAUCAACAUUGUGGCUGUCAAGAAUGAUCAUGAUUUUCUUGAAAAGGACCUUGUAGAACCCCUUUGCAGACGACUGAACACGUUGAACAAGUGUGCCUCCAUGAAACUUGAUGUGAACAUCCAAAGGAAGAAGGGUGAAGACUCGGAUGAGGAAGAUCUCUGCAUCAGCAACAAAUGGACUUUCCAAAGAACCAGCCGCAGGUGGUCUCGCGUGGACGACCUCCACACCCUGUUCCCCGGAGGGGACAGAAAUGGGUCACUGGGAGGCCAGAGGAUGAGAAACACCACCAGCAGUGAGAGUGUCCUCACCGACCUGAGUGAGCCUGAAGUCUGCUCCAUCCACAGCGAGAGCAGCGGAGGCAGUGAGGGCCGCAGCCAGUCAGGCCAGUGUGGGGCUGACAGCCCGGUCAUGCUGGAAGCCACACUGGCCAGCAACAACCUCCCACAGUUGCCCCGAGAGGUCCUAAGCCACCCUUUCCAUGCCAGGAAUGAGAAACCUAGCAGGGCCAGAGCCAAGUCAUUCUUGAAACGCAUGGAAACGCUGCGCUCGAAGGGAUCGCACGCAAGGCUUAAGGGGACAGGACGGACAGGUGGCCUGGUCAUCAGCGGGCCUAUACUACAACAGGAGCCAGAUUCCUUUAAGGCCAUGCAGUGCAUUCAGAUCCCAAAUGGACAUCUCCAAACCUCACCCCCCACUGCCUGCCAAAGAGGACUUCCAUGCUCUGGUAAAUCAAGCGACGACAGCAGCCCCUCAGAAAACAGUAGCAGUGGGGUGAGCACUCCCUGCCUGAAGGAGCGGAAAUGCCACCACGAGGCCACCAAGCGUGGGGGCAUGUACCUGGAGGACUUGGAUGUGCUGGUGGGAACAGCACUGCGGGAGGCAGAGGACCAAAAUCACAGCCAUGGCUUUCACUCCCAAGAGAACUUGCUGGUGCAUAUUCCCAAGGAUCACAAACCAGGAACGUUCCCCAAGGCACUGUCCAUCGAGAGCCUCUCACCCACAGACAAUAGCAAUGGGGUUAACUGGAGGACCGGAAGCAUCUCCUUGGGCAGACAGCAGGACUCAGGGGCCAGAGAGCAGAGGCUCAUGGCACCCUGCCACAGAGCAAGCCGAGUCAGUAUCUAUGACAACGUCCCUGGCUCCCAUUUGUAUGCAAGCACAGGGGACCUGCUGGACUUAGAGAAAGAUGACCUCUUCCCUCACUUGGAUGACAUCCUACAGCAUGUCAGUGGGCUCCAGGAGGUGGUAGAUGAUUGGUCCAAGAAUGUCUUGCCUGAACUGCAAACUCAGGAUGCACUGGCUGGGGAGCCUGGCCUAUUGCCCUUCCCCUCUCCUAACCAGAUCACUUUGGACUUUGAAGGAAACUCAGUCUCAGAGGGCCGGACAACACCCAGUGAUGUAGAGAGAGAUGGUGCAUCUCUGAAUGACACUGAGGUCCCUGGGGUCAGAGAAAGGAGGGACUCUGGUGUGGGAGCUUCUCUGACCAGGCCAAACAGGCGACUCCGAUGGAACAGCUUCCAGCUCUCACACCAGCCCCAGCCCUCACCGGCAUCGCCCCACAUAAGCAACCAGACGGCUGGCCAGCUGAACCUGCUCCAGCGCUUCUCCCUGCUUCGCCUCACGGCCAUCAUGGAGAAGCACUCCAUGUCCAACAAGCACGGCUGGACAUGGUGCGUAGCACGUUCCAGAGAGGGGAUCGUUUAUCCUAGAGCUAAGUCAGUUCCAAAGUUCAUGAAGAGGAUGAAAGUUCCUGAUUACAAAGACAGGGCUGUUUUUGGCGUUCCUCUCAUAGUCCACGUCCAGAGGACAGGACAGCCCCUGCCCCAGAGUAUCCAGCAAGCACUAAGAUACCUGCGCAGCAACUGCCUGGACCAGGUGGGUCUUUUUCGCAAAUCCGGAGUUAAGUCUCGAAUCCAUGCCCUGCGACAAAUGAACGAGAACUUCCCUGGACACGUCAACUAUGAAGACCAGUCUGCGUAUGAUGUGGCAGAUAUGGUGAAACAGUUCUUCCGGGACCUCCCAGAGCCCCUUUUCACCAACAAGCUCAGUGAGACCUUCCUCCACAUUUACCAAUAUGUCCCCAAAGAGCAGCGGCUGCAGGCGGUGCAAGCCGCCAUCCUGCUCCUGGCCGACGAGAACAGGGAGGUGCUGCAGACGCUCCUGUGUUUCCUGAAUGACGUGGUCAACUUGGUGGAAGAGAACCAGAUGACGCCCAUGAACCUGGCUGUGUGCCUGGCCCCCUCCCUCUUUCAUCUUAACCUACUGAAGAAAGAAAGCUCUCCCAGAGUCAUCCAGAAGAAAUAUGCCACCGGGAAGCCAGAUCAAAAGGACCUCAAUGAGAACCUGGCUGCCGCCCAGGGUCUGGCCCACAUGAUCAUGGAAUGUGACAGACUUUUUGAGGUGCCACAUGAGAUGGUGGCCCAGUCUCGUAAAUCCUAUAUGGAGGCCGAGAUCAAUGCACCAACCCUGGAAGACUUGGGCACGCAACUGGAGGAAAGUGGAGCAACGUUCCACACUUACCUGGAACACCUCGUCCAUGGCCUCCAGAAAGAAGCCAAGGAGAAGUUCAAAGGCUGGGUCACGUGCUCCAGCACUGAUAACACAGAUCUUGCCUUCAAAAAGGUCGGGGACGGAAACCCACUGAGGUUGUGGAAGGCCGCAGUGGAGGUGGAGGCGCCACCCUCAGUGGUGUUGCAUCGUGUGCUGAGAGAACGACACCUGUGGGAUGAGGACUUUGUGCAGUGGAAGGUGGUGGAGACCCUGGAUAGGCAAACAGAGAUCUAUCAGUACGUGGUGAACAGCAUGCCCCCACACCCUUCCAGAGACUUCGUGGUUCUCAGGACCUGGAAGACUGAUUUGCCCAAAGGAAUGUGCACUCUGGUGUCCCUGUCUGUGGAACACGAAGAAGCCCAGCUCAUGGGCGGGGUGCGGGCUGUGGUGAUGGAGUCUCAGUACUUGAUAGAACCCUGUGGCUCCGGCAAGUCGCGGCUGACCCACAUCUGCAGGAUAGACCUGAAAGGUCACUCCCCAGAAUGGUACAGCAAAGGCUUCGGACACUUGUGUGCAGCGGAAGUAGCCAGAAUCAGGAACUCUUUUCAGCCCCUCAUUGCUGAGGGUCCAGAAACAAAAAUCUGAGUUUUCCCAGCGUGACAUUAAACUCAGGGAAGAGGAAGAGAAAACAAAUGGUCAUGACGGAGAGUGUGCGCAUGAGAAAGCCAGAGAGAGCAAGUGGCUGACCGACAUGGUGUUGCUUAAGAAGGGAAGCAGUGAAAAGCAGUCGGCAUGACGAGGACACAAGAAUUUCGAAAGGAACUUUUCUGGCCUUCCUGGAGAUGGCUACAUCCAUAUUAAUAGAAUAUUUUUAAAUACUAGAGCAUUUAUCUAUAUUACUUAAAAUCCAGUGGACUAUUCCUUGUGCAUUGCCUAAUUUUCUAUUUAAAGGCUUCUAAGAAGCAUAUACUGCAUUGUAAAUAAAUGUAUGUGUAACAUUUGUAUAUAUACAUGUGUAUAUCUCCAUCUUUGCUGUAAAUAUGUAAAAUACUCAUUUUAUAUAUGACUGUUUUGAAACAGAAUGUCUGACUCGGUGAGUCCUUUCCUCACAUAGCUCUUCCCAAGUUCCUCUGGGCCCCAUCUCCCUGUUGUCCUAGAAGCUGAGCAGAACCUGCUGCUAACGCCAAAGUGUGAGAAUGUGUCGUCCAACAGUCUGCCAUGAUGUCUAACCAAAGAUCAGCUAACCAAAGGGAAAUACCGUUUAAAAGGUUCUGAUGCCUUGUCGAUUUACUCCUGCCAACCAAGCACUGAGAGUGAAACGUUGGGAUGGAGUGAGGGAAAGAACUUACUUCUUUAAUGCAAAGCAAUGAUGAAAAGUCAUUACCAAAUUGAAGUGGCGAUGGCCAACUGGCACUGGGCCCCCCCAGAUGUGAUUUCAAUGAGAUGUCAGACACUGAGGGACCACUGUGGGUCGUCCCAGUGACUGAGGCACUACCCUGACCCAACUAGAAGUGAGCAGAUCACCCUUCACAGCUUCACGGCAAUGACGAUCUCUGCAUGGUCUCAAGUUUCCAUAGAGACAAGGGUACUUCAAAAAGUUCAAGAGAAAGGAGAGUUGAAAGAUAAUGCACAUUUCCACAAGUGUUUUGAAGUAGCCUCCUAUAUUUUAUAAUGGUGUUAAAUGUUAUUCUCUUUGACCAGUGGCCUUCAUGGGCACAGUUCAUUGGCAUUUUCUUACCAAUUUUUUAUUGCACUGAAUUUAACUCUGGACACAGACAAAGGGAGGUGAUGAUUGUUCAAGAGUCCUAGAUCAUCAUAGCUUCAGGGAACUCAUAUUUUUUUCUGUAUGAUGCUCUUAAAAUAGAACUCAGUACAGUUCUGCAAUCUAAAAGAUAUUUAAUUAGUAUAAGACCAAAGCUAUGUUCGUUAGUUUUAGAAAAUAUAAACACGUUUAUUAAUUUCAUAUUUCUUCAUUAGCCUGCUCAAACUACCUAUGCAUCUGACCCAAUCUUAUUUAUUAUUAUAAAGGAUGGACAAGUUGACUCUCCUGAACCAGUUGUGAAUGGAUUUGUUUUUAUUGUAGUUCAACAACUGUAAAAGAAAGAUAACUUAUUGUGUUUGGUUUCAGGGAGAGAGAUAUUCUUUGGUUGUCUGUGACAGAGAUGAAUCUCUCUGAUGUUAGAAAACAAAAAAGAAACAGUUUAAAUGAAUGGCUUCAGUUUGUUUCUGUAUUAUUUCAUUUAUGUAACGUUUUCUCUUAUCAGCAAUUAUUUUAUUGAAAUAAUGUGCAAUUAUUUUAUUGAAAGGAAUAAAAAUGCUACAUAUGA